AUGGGUAACUCGUUUUCGAGGGUUCUGAGUAAACUUUUUGGAUCUCGUGAGAUGAAGAUCCUAAUGUUGGGUUUAGACAAUGCUGGGAAGACUACUAUUCUUUAUAAAUUGAAGCUGAACAAAAUCAAGACGUCCGCACCCACAGUAGGGUUUAAUGUGGAGACGGUUGCGUUUCGCAACGUGAAGUUUAAUAUGUGGGAUGUGGGAGGUCAAGAGAGACUGAGGCCACUGUGGAGGCACUAUUUCCCUGCUACCACGGCGUUGAUUUUUGUUAUUGAUUCUCAUGAUAGAGAUAGGUUAAAUGAGGCAAAGGAGGAAUUGUAUAGUAUUAUUGGAGAGAAGGAGAUGGAAGACGUAGUCUUGUUGGUAUUGGCCAAUAAGCAGGAUCUAAGGGGGGCCCUGAAACCUCUGGAGGUUUCGAAUUACUUGCAAUUGGGGGAAAACUUAAAGAACCAGUUAUGGUGUAUUGUUGGUAGCAAUGCCUUGACAGGUCAAGGUCUGGUUGAGGGUUUAUCGUGGAUAGCCAAUAAUACAAAGAACAGAUAA
This is a messenger RNA of Eremothecium cymbalariae DBVPG#7215, 546 nucleotides long. It is a transcript of the gene ARF3, whose product is annotated as Arf family GTPase ARF3. The record is from RefSeq and is a predicted model, not a curated record. NCBI's taxonomy places the organism in Eukaryota, Fungi, Ascomycota, Saccharomycetes, Saccharomycetales, Saccharomycetaceae. Gene Ontology annotation, molecular function: GTPase activity; GTP binding. Bases 1 to 546 code for a protein of 181 amino acids. Gene Ontology annotation, cellular component: cytoplasm. Gene Ontology annotation, biological process: vesicle-mediated transport; intracellular protein transport. The transcript has a single exon.